CAUAGGAAGAAUGCUGUAAUUGAAGAGACGCGCUCUUCCUUCCUUCUCUCUCUAGCUUCGAGAUCUUACCGGAAAAAAGUUUCGCCGCUCGAUUUCAUCGUCGCCGGAGUUUCGCUAUUCCGUCGCAGAAGCAAGAGAGUUUUCCAUCGAUUUGAAAUUUACAGUAAAUGGUGGUGACAAGAGGAGAUAAAAUUGUUGGAAGCUCUCUGGCAUGUAAAUCUAUGAUCGGUGCUAAUAAAAUGAGUGGGAGUCAUCAUCUCCCUCAAGUUAAAACAAAUUGGUCGAAACAUGCCAAGGCUUUUGAGUGUAUACCAUCCUUGAAUAAGUUUAUGGGCUCCAAUUUCCUUUACUCUAUAGAAAGUCAAAAGCCUGGAAGAGAUAGAGAUAUAGCUGCAACAAGGUCAAUUGAAAACAUCUGUCCUCUAACUGUGCAGACUUUGGCACGGGCACAAAUUGAAAAGGCUUGGUGUACUCUUAUAAAUCUCUCAAUAAAUAAUACCUACCUGAGACCUGGCAUUACUCCUGCUGUUGAUGAUGGCAACACUAAUUGUUCAUCUUCGACGAAAGGAUCCAUUGUUAAAGUUACAUCCACUGCUGAUGGAUCUUUCUACGCACAUAAUCAUCCAGAGCAUAGUGAACGGCGUGUAAGAGGCACUGCAAUAUCGUUUGACAGUUUCUCCUCCUCUUCCGUAGGUGAUGAUAAAAUAACUAUUGGCAAGGUUCUUCAGGUAAAGGAUGAGGUUAGAGAUUCAGUAACAGGUUAUAAAUAUACCAAUGGUAUGAAGAUGCCACCAAUCAAAAAUUCCACACACCCAGCUAGUCUUGAUGAGAUUGAUUAUGAUGACAUAAUGGAGAUUAUUGACGUAGACCAAAUUUUGAUGGAACACUGCCAGUCAACGUGUAUCGUUCAACCAUCAGUAUCUAAUUUUACACCAAUAGCUCCAUCUGUGGAUAUAUUUGCUUCCAGAAGAGAAGAAAAGAAAUGCUUGCCUCCUGAAUUAUGUUCCAGUUGUAGUCAUGGAAUAAAGCUAGGGCUUUGUCCUGAAGCGUCCACCCAUGUGGAACAAAUGAAGGACACGCUGCUUGCAAUAUCUAAUGAAAUCCUCAAUAAUACUACUGGCCUGGGCCCUGAUCAUUUUGAACAGCUUCGUCAAAAGAGGUUACUGUUGAAAAAGCAAAUUCAGCAACUCGAAAUUCUUAUCCAAAAUAAAGAAAGGAAAACAUCUCAGUGUUCGGUGUUGACAGCUACUCAGACUCUGCAGUAUGAAACAUCUCAAACAACAAAUCUUCAGAUGGUUUAUGCUCAGACAGACUCUCGAGCUUACGUAAAAGAACAAGGAAGAUAUGUAACUGAUAACUGGAAUAUGCCAGAAGGCUAUUUAUUUUCUGAAGAUAGGAAUGGUAUUUCAUCCGGUCCUGUAGAGAGGGAACAAAUUCCCGAGAUUAUAGACGUCACUUAUACGGAGAGUUCAAAUGAAAAAAAGUGGAGCAGUCGUGAUUUUUCUUGGACGAAAAAUCUUGAGGUCUAUAACAAAAUAGUGUUUGGAAACCACUCAUUUCGACCCAACCAAAGAGAGAUUAUUAAUGCUACAAUGAGUGGUUGUGAUGUUUUUGUUUUAAUGCCAACUGGAGGGGGGAAAAGCUUGACAUACCAGCUCCCUGCUCUGAUCUGUGCAGGAGUAACUUUAGUCAUUUCUCCACUUGUUUCACUAAUUCAAGACCAUAUAAUGAACUUAUUGCAGACCAAUAUACCUGCUGCUUCCUUAAGUGCUGGAAUGGAGUGGGCUGAACAACUAGAGAUACUUCAGGAGCUGAGCUCUGAGAAUUCUAAAUACAAGUUACUGUAUGUCACACCAGAAAAAGUGGCAAAAAGCGAUUCCCUUUUAAGGCACCUUGAAAGCUUAAACUCCCGUAGUUUGCUUGCUCGAUUUGUUAUUGAUGAAGCUCAUUGCGUGAGUCAGUGGGGGCAUGACUUUCGACCAGACUACCAGGGUCUUGGUGUUCUGAAACAGAAGUUUCCUAAUAUUCCCGUCCUAGCUUUGACAGCUACUGCAACAGCCAGCGUAAAAGAAGAUGUUGUGCAAGCUCUUGGUCUGGUUAACUGUGUUGUGUUCCGGCAAAGUUUUAAUCGCCCAAAUCUAUGGUAUUCUGUUGUGCCCAAGAAAAAUAAGUGUCUGGAAGAUAUUGACAGGUUUAUCAAGGAAAACCAUUUUGAUGAAUGUGGCAUCAUUUAUUGUCUUUCAAGAAUGGACUGUGAAAAAGUCACAGAAACAUUGCGGGCGUUUGGCCAUAAAGCGGCUUUCUACCAUGGCAAUAUGGAUCCUGGUAAACGUGCCUUUGUACAGAAAAAAUGGAGCAAGGAUGAAAUCAAUAUAAUAUGUGCUACAGUGGCAUUUGGAAUGGGAAUCAAUAAACCUGAUGUUCGAUUUGUCAUUCACCACUCUCUACCAAAGUCCAUAGAAGGCUAUCAUCAGGAAUGUGGUCGUGCUGGUAGCCAGAUGUCAUCAUGUGUUUUGUAUUACAGUUAUACUGAUUAUAUUCGAGUGAAGCAUAUGAUUAGCCAAGGAGGACUUGGCCAAGGCCAUAUGACAAUGGGAUAUAAUUUUGUUGUAAAUGGCACGCUGCUAAUUCCCAUUUGUCCACGAGGUAUGCACCUAGACCACCUGUCAAGCAACAGAUUUGCCUAUAGUUCCUUAGCCAGAGAGAGAUUAUGGACCGGGUUAUCCAGGGUUAGGUUAAGCAAAUAUUUAUACUUAAGCCACCAUGUCCCAUGGGCUGCGUUAACAUAUCAGAUUCUUCCAAACAAAUUAGAGUAUUUCUUGGCUUGCAAGAAUCCGUCUCUAAGGUAAGAGUUGGUUUUGUUUUUAACUUUUUUUCCG
Molecule: messenger RNA, 2879 nt
Organism: Camelina sativa (false flax)
Lineage: Eukaryota; Viridiplantae; Streptophyta; Magnoliopsida; Brassicales; Brassicaceae
Source: RefSeq, a predicted model, not a curated record